UUAUCAAAGUGCACGUCAACAGAUAUUUUGAUACAUGCAUAGCUGGGGGUGUUGAAAUUCUAGGUCUCCAUGCGACUGUUGCUCCAAGACGACAACAACAAUCUCCACCAACUUUAGAAUCAUUUCAGUUUGUGCCAUACAUCAAAGAAACCACAGAAGAUUCAAAAAUGUCUCAGUAUCUCAAACAUUGUCAAACUUAUGUUGAUUCCACCCUGAAGAAAAUAUUAGAAAGCCCCAUGAAAGAGCUUUUACCAAAUAGAGACCUUAUUGAGAAAUAUGUCAUAAAUGGUCACAAUGAAACUUUGGAGACCAGCAUCAUAACUGACUUGCUAGAAAAUGAGAACUACACUCUCCUCAAGGGUUUACAUGAAACAAUGAAUGGGAUGCUACAUGAAGAAAAAUACCAAACUGGACAAGCAAAGGAUAUGAUAAAGCUGACUAUUGAAUCUCGAAACGCAAUUUCCAGAGACCCUUUAAUGUGCAAUCUUCUCCAAGACAACAAUCUCAAACCUGCCCUAGAUAUUAUGCUUGAAAACACACUCACAAGGAAUCUCAAAGUCAGUGAAAUAGGCAAUAAUCAAAACGGUGCAAUAUUCAAUGAUGUAUUAGGGCUGUUGAAGUCCCAACCUAUGGUUAAAGUUGACUAUACUCUCUCUGUUGAAUCUAACGAUGAAACAGACCAGGAUGAGCAAGAUGUGAAUGUUCUUGAAUGGAAUCUUACCCAAAAAGUGCCAAAUGACCUCAAGAAGUCAGAUUUGGUUGUCCUCAAUCAUAUGCUGUUGAAAGAUGAAUUGACUAACAUUGAGGUUUUUGAAAAAGCAUCUGACAUGGUAAAAGAGGAUGGAUUUGUCCUUGUACAUGAAUACACUGACAACCAAAGUAUUCCAUUCAUUGUGAAGUGUUUAACCGAUGAUGUACCCGCAGAUUACUCACCCAAUAUUCAAGGAUGUCAAACAUUGGAGAAACAAAUGAAAGACUGUGGGUUUGAGAUUAUUUAUCGCAGAACAGAUCGUCUGCUUUCUUCCAUUUAUCUCUGCAGGAAACAAACAAAAGAUGAAAAAUCAGAUUUCCAAAUUAUCAAAUUGAAUGAAAUGGAACCGAAAUGGGUGGACCAAUUAAAAGAUGGUCUGAAAACUGCCCAAGAGAAGUCGUCUGUGUAUCGAUGCUGGCUCCUGAGUGAAGCACCUUCCAGUGGGUUGGUUGGAAUGGUUAACUGUUUACGCCAAGAACCAGGAGGGGGAAAAAUCAGGUGUAUAUUCAACGCUACACCAGGAUGCAGUCUGAGCAUUGACGCAAACUCAGCACAAUUCCAAGAUCUUCAAAGAAAAGAUUUGGCAAUGAAUAUCUUGAAGGAUGGCAUUUGGGGCUCAUAUAGACAUCUGACCUUCGAAUCAGGUUUGCAGAGUGAUAGAGUUGUUGAAACCGAACAUGCAUUCGUCAAUGUUCUUACCAAGGGAGAUUUAUCCAGCUUGCGGUGGAUAGAAUCCCCACUUAAAUAUUUCAAGCCUCAUUCUGAAAAUGAGGCUGAGAAAGCCCUCUGUAACGUAUACUAUGCAUCAUUGAACUUCCGGGACAUCAUGCUUGCAACAGGCAAACUUCCACCUGAUGCUAUACCUGGUCAUAUGGCUCUACAGGAUUGCAUACUUGGAAUGGAAUUCUCCGGUCGUCAACCUGAUGGUAAAAGGAUUAUGGGAUUGUUACCAGCUAAGGGCCUGGCUACAACUGUAGAUGUUGACCCUAGAUUUUUAUGGUCUAUUCCUGAGGCCUGGAGCAUGCAACAGGCUGCAAGUGUACCAGUGGUCUAUGCAACAGCCUACUAUGCUCUGGUUGUCCGGGCCAGAAUACAGAAGGGAAACACAGUCCUCAUACAUUCAGGAAGUGGAGGUGUUGGUCAAGCAGCCAUAUCUAUAGCACUGAGCCGUGGUUGUCGUGUACUGACGACAGUUGGCACACAAGAGAAGCGUGAAUACCUCAAACAGAGAUUUCCCCAGCUGUGUGAUGCUGACUUCAGCACAUCCAGAGACCCCAAGUUUGAAUUUGAUGUCCUCAAGGCCACCAAAGGAAGGGGUUGUGAUGUGAUUCUGAAUUCACUGGCUGAAGAAAAGCUCCAAGCAAGUCUCAGAUGUCUGGCCCAACAUGGAAGGUUCUUAGAAAUUGGAAAGUUUGACCUCUCCAACAAUACCGCCUUGGGUAUGGCCAUGUUCCUUAAGAAUGUCAGUUUCCAUGGAAUCCUAUUGGACGCUUUGUUUGACGAGGGGAACAGUGAUUGGCAGACAGUUUACGACCUUGUUGCAACUGGCCUGAAGAAUGGUGAAGUCCAGCCUUUGAAUACUACCAUAUUUGGGCAUGAUGAAAUAGAAGGUGCAUUUAGAUUCAUGGCCCAGGGCAAACACAUCGGAAAGGUCCUUGUGAAGGUACAAGAGGAAGAGUCCAACCAGACUUGUACCGCCACUCCACAUAGACUGAAGGCAAUAUCUCGCACUUACUGCCAUCCAGACAAGGUCUAUAUCAUCACUGGGGGCUUGGGGGGCUUUGGACUGGAGCUGGCUAAUUGGCUCAUUGAGAGAGGAGCAGUUAAUAUCAUCCUUACUUCCAGAUCAGGCAUUCGUACAGGGUACCAACAUCAACGGGUAAACACAUGGAGACAAAAUGGCAUUCGUGUUACCAUAGCAACCAAUAACAUAGCAACAGAGGAAGGAGCCCAGCAACUACUGAAAGAUGGUAUGAAAAUUGGGCCUGUUGGAGGAUUGUUCAACUUAGCCAUGGUAUUGCGUGAUGGAAUACUAGACAAUCUAACAGCUGAAGAUUUUGAAAAAGUGUUUGAGCCAAAAGUGAAAGGAACCCUGAACCUUGACAUUGCAUCACGUGAACUCUGCAAGGACUCCCUUGAUUGGUUCGUUGCAUUCAGUUCUGUUAGUUGUGGGCGUGGCAAUGCAGGACAGAGUAAUUAUGGUUUCGCAAAUUCUGUCAUGGAGCGAAUAUGUGAGCAAAGAAAACAGUGCGGCCUACCAGGUUUGGCUGUACAAUGGGGAGCAAUAGGUGAUGUAGGAAUUGUCUUGGAAGCAAUGGGUAACAAUGACACUGCUGUAGGUGGUACCUUGCCUCAGCGUAUCCACUCAUGUCUGGGCACACUUGACAUGUUCCUGAACCAGUUUCAACCAGUUGUAUCCAGUUUUGUCCUAGCCCAACAAAAGUCAGGAGGAAAAUCAACCUCUGAAGGAAAGACUGCUCUGGUUGAUACCAUUGCAAACAUUCUAGGUGUCAAAGAUGCCUCAAGUGUCAAUCCAGACACAACCUUAGCUGACCUUGGCCUAGAUUCUCUGAUGGGAGUCGAAGUGAAACAGACUCUUGAACGUGACCAUGAACUUGUUCUACCAAUGCCACAAAUACGUCUACUCACUGUAAAUAAACUCAAAGAAAUAGCUGAAGGCAAAACAGUUAAUGGUGAAGCAACAGAGUCGAGUAGUUCAAAGAAGGACACUACCCAUGCCUAUGUAAAUAGGUACAACCUCGAUGAACUCAUGCCAAAAGAGACAAUUAUCCAGAUGCAUUCUGGGAAUAGUGAACUUCCUCCCCUGUUCUUUGUUCACCCAAUAGAAGGUGUUUGCAAAAGCUUGGAAACAUUGGCUUCUGGGUUGGAACCUUCUGUUUAUGGACUCCAGUGUACCCAGGAUGCCCCUCUAGAAACCGUAGCUUCUUUAGCAGAUUUCUACAUUCAGAAAAUAAGAACAAUCAAGCCAACAGGACCAUACAAGAUCUCAGGGUACUCAUUCGGCGCUUGUGUGGCAUUUGAAAUGGCAUUAAAACUUCAGGCAUCAUCAGAACUAGAUACUUUGCAUCUACUCGAUGGUUCUCACAGUUUUGUGUCUUCCCGGACUCAACUUCAUAAAGCGGCACGUGUUGAGGUUGGGAAUGAGGCUCAGACAGAAUCUGAGGCAUUGGUCACGUUUAUUAUGCAGUUCAUGGAUGUCGAUUAUACAAAGUUAUUGAGCAGUUUAAUAUCAGAGAAAGACUUCCAAGCACGUGUAAACAGUGUGACUGACAACCUGUUGACUUCAAAGACUUUCUCUAACAAAGAGGACCUACAGAUUGCUGCAACAUCAUUUUACCACAAACUCGUAAUUGCUGAUAAGUACAUUCCUGGCGAAAGCUUUUCCGGGGAUGUCACCCUUAUUAAAGCUGAAAGUGGAACUGAAAAUCUUGAGAAUGACUAUGGGCUCUCAAAGGUUUGUACAGGAAAGAUAACUGUCUACACAGUACCAGGGGACCAUGAGACAUUUAUACACAAACCAAAUGUUGACAAAGUCAUCUCACAUCUCAAAUGAAGAAACUGAAGUGAACUAUUAAUAAUAUAUACAGUAGUCUUAGUGGAUACUGUUUUCUUUGGUCUGAGGUGUUCACUAUCUAUGUGUUCUAUAUAGGAUCUCUAAGUGUAGAAUUUCUCCGGUAGGUACAAUAUACAGUACUACUACUAGUUGGUAAUACUGUAGUAGCAGUUUCAGUGUUAAGUUCCGGACAUCCCACCUCAAGCAGAUGAUAUUAUUGCCAAAAAGGACAUACAGCAUAUAGGAACGAAUAGUUCCCCUGAACUCAACACCAUACAGUGUAUCAAUUAGAUCUUCAAACAAUACUGCCAUUGCAAACUCGGCAGAUAUACUCUCGCUUUAAUCUGAGUAAACACUUGCUGGUUAUUGUGCAAUAACUAAAAGAAUUUGUGGAACUAAAUCAUGUAUACAGGACUUCAGUAUUGUCUCAGAUAGAUAUUACAAUGUAGUUUUGGUUGAAGCAGCUGAUAUUUAUUGUACAUCCCAAAGAUGGUUUGAAAUUAUUUCAUAACAAGUGGCCAGAAUUUAUUGAGGCUAUGCAUAUGUAAAGACUAAAUGGUCUGGGAUGGUUUGGAUUUUUUUUUAUCUAUUGCAACUUAUUAAAUAUUUUAUCAUUCCAAUUCAUGGACAAGCACCUCCGGAAUGUAGUUUUGUGCAAUUAGGCAUGUACUUAUAUUCAUUUUUUGUGAUAUUGUUUUUAGUAUCCCACUUGUUUGCUAUCAUUGUUUUACAACUCUUACAUAUUUAAUAUAUGUACAUGUAUAUUAUGAACUUUUUGAGAGAAAUGUGAUAUUAUGUUUAUAUUUACCUUUUUUAUUGAGAAAUUGUUUUGUCCUGUUGAUAUUAAUACAUGUAUUUCCUCAAUCUCAGAAGUUGAACUUUUAAUUUUUUACUUCAAUGGUUAUAUUUUGAAAUAUAUCCUCCAUGUAUUUGUAUUUUUCUUUGGCAUAUCUGUCAGACAAAAUAUCUAUAACAUUAUAAUGGGAAGAAAUGCACAGCAAAAUAUCUUUUUUUACUAUAUAUUUAUUUAUUUCAAAAUGAUAACUUGAUUGUACAAGCAUUAAUAUGCAAAAGUCAAGUAGACUUUAAAGCUGCAAAAAUAAUAUAGUCAAAUAAAAAUGAAAGUUGCUAAAUUGAAGAAGUUCAUUUAAUAAGCACAUUAUUCUAAGGAAAAUGGCCUUUAAAAUACCAUUACAAAAACUCAUAUAAAAACAUAUUUUCACGAUUGUUUGUUGCAUACAUGUAAUGACCAAUAACAGAUCAACCAUAUUACACGUCUUGGUUACAAUAACCAUACAACUAAUUAUUUAGGGUAUGGAUAUUCAUUCCAUUUCAUGAAUAGACAUGAAUGUUGAAUAAAUUGAAUAUUCUUAAUAACAAUAAUAAAAUUAAAUGAUUGUAUUUUAAUCUUAUUUUGAUGUCACAGCUUAUACAUGUUAUAGUGAUGUCAUAACUUCAGAGAUAUAUUUUGAAUAAUAAAUAAUGAUUAAUUGAAA
This is a messenger RNA of Owenia fusiformis, 5821 nucleotides long. The record is from the annotation of a GenBank genome assembly. NCBI's taxonomy places the organism in Eukaryota, Metazoa, Annelida, Polychaeta, Sabellida, Oweniidae.